AAAAAAAUAAAUAGAAAAGACCGUAUCUUAUCGUUUAAGAAUAACAAACACGGUUUAUCUCUAACAUCAAAGCACCUUCGUGGUACUCUUCUUGUGCCCACCUAUAAAUUCCUUUUCAUUUUCUGAAAACUCAAAAUCAAAUCAUUAUAUUCCAAUCUUCAAACACUCUGAUCAUUAUGGCUUACCCUUAUCAACCACAACCUUCUGCCUCUGCUCCGAUGCCGCCACUCCCCGCCGCCAUAUUCGGCCCUCAGUACUGUGCUCCGUAUCCCCUAGAUCUCGCCGUCGUGAAAAAGGUUAUGACAAUUUCAGACGGAAACUUCGCCGUCACUGAUGUCAACGGCAACAUCGUCUUCAAAGUUAAAGGCUCCCUCUUAACCCUCCGUGACCGCCGUGUCUUGCUUGAUGCCGCCGGUAACCCCAUCACCACCCUACGUCGCAAGAUAGUGACUAUGCAUGAUCGGUGGGAAGCUUAUAGGGGUGAAAGCACAGAUGCAAAGGAUCUCAUAUUUACAUUGAAGAGAUCAUCUCUAAUUCAGCUUAAGACCAAAUUAGAUGUGUUUUUAGCCGGUAACACAAAAGAAAAUGUUUGUGAUUUUAAAGUCAAAGGUAGUUGGCUAGAACGUUCUUGCAUUGUUUAUGCUGGUGAAUCUAACAACAUUGUUGCCCAGAUGCACAAAAAACACACUGUUCAGAGUGUUUUAAUUGGUAAAGACCAAUUCAUGGUUACAGUUUAUCCCAAUGUUGAUUACGCUUUCAUAGUAGCGUUAAUUGUGAUUCUUGACGAGAUUAACGACGAUGAAAAGGAGGAAUGAUUAGAAGAUUAGUGUUUUAUAUUUAUUUGUUAUAUACUAUUGUGCUUUUAAAUUGCUCUGUAAGGGAAAAGUGUUACUGAAUUAAGGACAUAAUUUCUGUUGAGAAAUAUGUGGUUGGGAAAAGUGUUGAGAAAAUUGCUGUUAGUGUUAAGUAGAUCAUUUCAUAAUGUUGGAACAAUGAGUAAUGUGUGAAGAAUGUAUGCGGUUGAGAAUUAAAAAAAGUUUUUAAAUUUAAUAUAGAAGAGUUUACACAAUUUGCUAA
Messenger RNA from Lathyrus oleraceus (garden pea), 1077 nucleotides. RefSeq names its product protein LURP-one-related 10. The transcript is spliced from 3 exons. The record is from RefSeq and is a predicted model, not a curated record. Bases 177 to 815 code for a protein of 212 amino acids. NCBI's taxonomy places the organism in Eukaryota, Viridiplantae, Streptophyta, Magnoliopsida, Fabales, Fabaceae.